Messenger RNA from Gadus chalcogrammus (walleye pollock), 2343 nucleotides. Its product is annotated as zinc finger MYM-type protein 1-like. The transcript is spliced from 2 exons. The record is from RefSeq and is a predicted model, not a curated record. NCBI's taxonomy places the organism in Eukaryota, Metazoa, Chordata, Actinopteri, Gadiformes, Gadidae. The coding region runs from base 1 to 1374 and encodes 457 amino acids.
AUGGCGACUUCGAGUGCUGCUAUCACUGUUUCCAUGGGAGUUCAGCUACGCCCUAAUUCAGUUAAAUCUUUACUUUUGAAUCCCUUCGAAAGAAGAACAUUCGCAGAAAAACUGCAAGUAAAAGAACUCGGACCAGACAAGCCAGAAGUUAACAUUAACCAAGAAACAAGAGAAAAGGAUAAAGCCUACAAGAGGAGUUUUUCCCGAAGUUGGUUCGAUCGAAAGGCUUGGUUAACUAGCUGUGGGGAUGCCAAUGCAAUUUUUUGUUUUCCUUGUAUACUUUUCAAAACUGGUGCGUGUGAUAAUUCAUGGACACAGACAGGGGUGACAGAUCUGAAACAUCUGUCAGAACGGAUCAAGAAACACGAGCGAGCAAGAGUUCAUAUGAACAACUGUGUGAAGCUAGCCAUGCUAGGCCAAAUUAGCAUAGCUGCACAGCUAGAUGAGGGACACCGCAUUGCUGUAAGAAGGCACAAUGAGGAGGUGGACAGGAAUUGUCAUAUUUUGUCAAAGAUCAUCGAUGCUGUGAAAUUUUGUGGUGCCUUUGAACUUGCUCUGCGUGGUCAUGAUGAGAGUGACAAAUCAGAAAAUCCAGGCAUUUUCCGAGGUCUAAUUGAUCUCAUGGCCUCCAUUGACCGUGAGUUGGAGGUGCACCUGGAAAACGCCACCGUUUUUAAAGGCACUUCGAAGACCGUGCAAAAUGAACUGUUGGACUGCAUGUUGUCAGUUCUCAGAGACUGCAUUUUGGAAGAGGUGAAACAAGCAGACUACAUUGCCAUUCAGGCAGACGAGACAACCGAUGUCUGCACUCAUUGCCAGCUUGUGUUUGUGAUAAGGUACAUAGAUGGCAACAAUACCAUCAGAGAACGCUUCUUUGAGUUCAUCGCGCUUCCAAAUGCGACUGCUGAGACGAUUGCAACUGCGCUUUUGGAAAGGCUGAGAAGCAUCCUUCCCGUAGGACAAGAGAGGAAACUAAUUGCCCAGGCCUAUGAUGGUGCCGCAGUGAUGAGGGGUGCUACAGGUGGAGUGCAACGUAAAGUUCAAGAUAUCUACAGGAGUGCCUACUACGUUCACUGUUAUGCGCAUCAGUUGAACCUCAUCAUGCAGCAGGCAACAUCCAAUAUUUCCAAGAUCGGCCAGCUUUUUUCAGAUAUUGGUUUUUUUUCUUCUUUUUUCCACAAGUCGUUCAAACGAAGAACGAUGAAGUGGUGGGUCGUCGACUCCCGGGUGCUUCAACAACGCGAUGGAACUUCCACAGUCGUGCUGUUAACACAGUUUACGAGCACAAAGAUGAACUGGUUAAGUGCUUCCAAACCAUUCGAGACAGAGGAGACUUUAAUGCCAUGUCGAAGAGAGAGGCCGGGGGUUUAUUGAGAAUGUUGGAAGACGAGGCUUUCUGUUUUUUCUUGGCAUUAUUUCACAAGAUCAUGCCACAUGUAGACAUGCUCUUUAACCAGCUGCAGAAGAGGAACAUAGACUCUGUCUUCAUCGCAGGGAUCACCCAAAAGUUCACUCAAAGCAUACAGGUCAUCAGGGACACUGUUCCUUCUCUUGUUGAGGAUGAGGACUAUAGGGGACCUGUACAGGGACCACCCGCGAAGAAACGGAGGGCAAUGGAGGAAGAAACACAACAGCAUCUGGCAAUAGAGGUAAUCCACUUCUUUUUCUGUAUUCCACUAGCCUAUAUGUAUAUUGUUUGCACAUUUUUGUAUUCAGAGUUUUCAUUAUUAGACAUACUAUGUUUACUGUAUAUCUACUGGAGUAUGCAGACAGUCAUUUUUUUCUCCACAUUUGUUUUUUAAUUAUUACUGUUAGCUUUACUUGCUAAAAAAAUAACUGGUAGGAAUAUGCUGAUUUUAUUGUAUUGUUGAACUGGAACAUGUUUUCUGUGGUUAUUAUUUCAUAGGUCUGUGACACCAUUAUGAGCCAUGCCAAGGAGAGGUUUUCUUUCACAAAGCAUCUCAUCAGUGCUACUCUGUUGCAAGGUGACUUCUUCCCACAACACAGCAGAAAGUUCCCAGAUGCAGCGCUGGAAACCACGGUGGAUGCCUAUCCCAUGUUGGACAAAGGCAGGCUUAAAACAGAACUGUCCCUGAUCUAUGACCAUGAGGACUUCAAGGGCUGCAGUGGAGCACUGGCUCUAUUUCAGGUUCUAAUGGGAAAUAACCUGCAAGUCUUCUCAAGAUCCUCAUCACCACACCAAUGUCAACAGCAGAAUCAGAGAGAUGCUUCUCCACCUUAAAGAGGAUAAAGACUUUCCUUAGGAACACUAUGGCACAAGAUCGCCUCAAUGCUCUGGCUAUGCUCUCUAUAGAGAAAAAACUCACAAGGGACAUUCCAGAU